GCGGCGGUACUUUCUAGUGGUGCGAUGUCCUUUGUCAUUUUCCACACGGAGCGUAAUUACUGUGCGCUGUUCAGCCUGAUGUAAUCUAAUUGAGCAGUACGGCAUUUUCAUUUUUCCAUUUACUUGCCUGGAAUAACAUGGACACACCGAUGGAGUGAAGCGACGGCUACACGCACAGCAGGCACGGCUGGCAACGGAUAGGCUGUCCCCCGUACCUACACGUAUCACUGCCUCGUCACUGCAUCAAGACGAUAUCGCACACUGUGGAUGCGAUCAUUGAUGUCUGCCGUAAACUCCUUGAGUGCUCCACAUUCAUCUCAGAUCAGCUUACCUGUGGACAACAGAGUGUCUUCUGUUCAGUUUCGUCCGACUGAUGAAAAGUAUUUUCAAGAAGUCUACUCAAUAUUUGCGUUAAUUUACAAGAUGUUCCGAAUUUAGAAAUACACACUGUUUCAUUUGAAUCGACGGUCAUGGUACAUAGUUUGGGAUCAAAAGUCUUGUGUUUUCCUCAGUGGUCCGCGUGAAGGAAACAACUGACAACCUGCCAAUCAAAGUGCAUCAAUGAUCUCCGCACUUCUGUUUCGGAUAACUCCCAAAAUUCAAUCAUCACAGUAAAGUUUGAAGACGACAUUUAAGUUGAGCAUUCGCCUUGUACACAUGUGUAGGGGUUGCACAGUCUGCAAAUAAAAAUACUGACUUUAGCUACUGGAACUCAUUCGAAUCACGCGAGGUACUUCUUAUCAAAAACAUAUAAGUCCUACCAACAUUGCAAAGACGUUGUUAGAAGUAAAGCAGCAAUGUAUUGUUACCAGUGUUCGUCCAUUCACGCACCGCCAUCACAACUCGAUGUACCGUCUACAACUUGUGAGGGAUCAAGCUGCUCAUACGGUGAUCUUUCAUACGUCAGUGAUGCCGACGAUAGUUUUGCUCGAAGGAAGCAACGACGAAAUAGAACAACGUUCACGUUGCAACAGCUGGAAGAAUUAGAGACUGCCUUUGCUAAGACGCAUUACCCAGAUGUAUUCACACGAGAAGACCUGGCUAUGAGGAUCAACCUAACUGAGGCUAGAGUUCAGGUUUGGUUUCAGAAUCGAAGAGCAAAAUGGCGGAAAGCCGAACGAAUGAAGAGCGAACAGAAAGCUGGAGGCCACAUUAGCGACUCCAACUCCAAUGAGGAAUCGGCCAAGAUGGAGGCCGAUAACUCGCCAGAGUCUACCACAGGUGGGGAGGCAGAUGAUUACGUAAAUGCAGAGAGGACUUCGACAAGUCCACGUGUGGUUGUGUCGCCAGCUGUUGUCACGCCCAGAUCUAACAUUGCGGCCACACCUAUAUCGCCUGGAUCUCAAGGACACACCCCUGUUUUGUGGGCGGGACCUGCUCCACCAGGUUUGGAAAGAUACACCCCAGCUCUGUGCUCAUUUCCCGCAUCAAUGACCACGCCUUACGCAUCGCAGUUAAUAUCGUAUGCCGCACGAAAAGGAUCGUACAAUCCAUUCAUGUAUGGAAGCUACAGCUUGGCAACCAAUCUGAAGUCGCCGCCUUUGUCAUCCUUCGCUGUGUUGGAAAAUCAAGAAAAGCGGUCUCUUAGUUUGGCAGCUCUGCGCAUGCGUGCCAAAGAAUACAGUGAGGCUGUUGCUAGGGCAGCGGUAGGAGGUCCCCAAGCCUCGAUCAUGUGACCACAAUACGGAAUGUUAUUUUAAUCCAAGUUUAUUAAUAAAUGUUUGACCUAUUUUAACGAGUCAUGUAGGUUGACUGUUUCAAUAAAUAUCUAAAGAUUAGUCCAUACAGGGUUCUUUGCAUCCUUGAGAUGGAUUAGGUGUUGUAAUUUCUCGCUGCAUAUAAUGUUUGUGUUAUUGCAUACAUUUGAAAAAAAAAGGUAGUAACAGUGACUUGGUGUAAUAUAAAGACUAUAGCCUACACCCAAACAAUCAGUACUGAAUGGGUUGAAGCCUUCAACUUGUCCAAAUUUGGUACGUGACACUGAUUCAAAUAAAUUGUCUUCACGAAUGAUACUCGACCCUUAUAAUGUCAUGAAAUCAAGAAACGAACUCAUUUGUAUGUGUAAUAUAAAUGUGAAACACAAACAAAUAAGAGGACAAUGGUUUUAAAUGCAACUCACAAUGACACACAAAGUAUUACUACGUUUGCGAUGAGCAGAUUCGGUAUUUAAUCUUGAUCUGGUGUUUUACUCGCGUCUGUGACAAUUUUUUCACGUAGCCACGUAGUAACUUGUCCUUAUUAUUGUUGUUUUCAGCAUUUUUCACUUUACCAUUACAUGUAGUAUUGUUUAUGUAUUGCAUGGUUUGCAACGAUAUCACUAUGAGGAGUGAAGCCAUUGUUUUAUAAGGAAUUUCCACUUGAAAAUAUAGGUCGACUCUCCGUUCUAUUUUUGAGUUUCACCAUAAAAAGUUUGGAAUGAGACACCGACCGAAAAUAUCCAUACCCAUUUAGUUAUGGAGUUAUGACUUAAAACAAUUCAAAAUAUUUGCAGCGUGACAAUAAUUCAGGGAUUAAUUCCCAAAGGGCGUAUAUUUUUGUGAAAGUUAGGGGUGUAAAAAUAAAAGCGUUUUGUUUUCGCAGACGAAAAGGAAGGACGGUAAUUUUUUUUUCAUGAAAAUACAAAAUUCAGCGUAUAUAUUGAAAAGGACGGACAAAUAAUGUUAACAAUAAUGCACAGGUCAUGAGGGUAGUUUCUCGCUAACACUAUUUGCCUUAAUUAUUAAAAAAAAAAAAAAGAAGAAAAAAAAAAGAACCACUUUCGUUUUAAUUUUUGUAAAUACACGCAUAUUUGUUUGUUUUUAAAGUUAUUUUGGUAUUUUAAAAUCGAUAUUAAAUGAGGCACGUGAGGCACGUUAUCAGGAUAUUAUCAAAAUUAAAUCUAGCGUAGAACACAUGGCCCUAGUUAUAAAGGCACAAUUUCCUCAAAGUUUCGCUUUGUUCCAAACGUUUCAGAUCUGGCAUCACAUGGGAAGUACUUUCGACCUCCAAAUCGACAUUGUUCCGGGGAGAGAGAUAGGCAUAAUUAUUAUCAGCUUGGGAACACGUUUUUCGGCUUUCAAAACUACUUUUUUUGUAGUUCCUCUUUUCACUUUAAAUGCUGCAUUCUAAUUUAAUUCCUACUUUAUUUAAUUGUGAUUGAAAGGAAAGUAAUGAGGGCGUUUUUUUUUAAAUUGACCUUCAAACUGGUCAAGCAAUGGUUCGGGCUCAGUCAUUUAGGUUGCACGUGCUAGUUGUCAAAAUGCGUGGACACGCACUAAUCUGCCUCUGCCCGAGGGUCGAUCUACGCGCUCCAUACUUCAAUCUAAUCAAUGUCUAGAUGCCUGGAAGUCACGCCCCUUCAACUUGUUAGUCUUGCUACGUUAACAAGUUUUAAUCUUGUCGGGAGGGGGGCAUAUGGGAUGCCAGGGGUAGAGAAGACUUAUGAACGGGGAUGGGCACAGUGCAAUCGCCUCUGUCAUUGGGUGGUAAAUAAUUGUUCAUUGAAUUACAGAAAAGGUUCAAGGUUGAACUUUGGAUAUAGGAGGAGGAUUAAUUGAAUUAUUGAAUGUGUACACCUGCUUGGAUUACACCUCUUGUGCAUUUUGCCAUGGCUGUAUAGCAGGAAUGAAUUUAAUGUCUUUUUCACAUUUUUUUUGCUAAAAUCAACAUGCAAUGGAACCAUCUUCUGUUUAAACAGAGAGGAGAGUUGCAGCCCCUCCAGUUGACACGGUAAAUAAUAUACAGGAAAAUAAAUAUUGAAAAUUGUGCAUGUACA
Messenger RNA from Patiria miniata (bat star), 3754 nucleotides. Its product is annotated as dorsal root ganglia homeobox protein-like. Gene Ontology annotation, biological process: regulation of transcription by RNA polymerase II. Gene Ontology annotation, molecular function: RNA polymerase II transcription regulatory region sequence-specific DNA binding; DNA-binding transcription factor activity, RNA polymerase II-specific. Lineage: Eukaryota; Metazoa; Echinodermata; Asteroidea; Valvatida; Asterinidae. The transcript is spliced from 6 exons. Bases 798 to 1676 code for a protein of 292 amino acids. The record is from RefSeq and is a predicted model, not a curated record.